Messenger RNA from Loxodonta africana (African savanna elephant), 1793 nucleotides. RefSeq names its product keratin, type II cytoskeletal 6A. Gene Ontology annotation, biological process: intermediate filament organization; keratinization. Bases 50 to 1705 code for a protein of 551 amino acids. NCBI's taxonomy places the organism in Eukaryota, Metazoa, Chordata, Mammalia, Proboscidea, Elephantidae. The record is from RefSeq and is a predicted model, not a curated record. Gene Ontology annotation, molecular function: structural constituent of skin epidermis. The transcript has 9 exons. Gene Ontology annotation, cellular component: keratin filament.
CACACCACAGCUUCUCACACUUUCCUCACCUUCUCAUCUUUAGAGAACCAUGUCUAGCAAAUCCACCAUCAUCCGCCGUGGCUUCAGCACCAGCUCGGCCAGAGUCCCUGGAGUAAACCGCUCAGGCUUCAGCAGCGUCUCAGUGUCCCGCUCCAGGGGCGGUGGUGUCCUCGGUGGGGCCUGUGGAGGAGCUGGCUUUGGCAGCAGGAGCCUCUAUGGCCUGGGGGGCUCCAAGAGGAUCUCCAUUGGAGGGGGCAGCUACAUCACAGGGGGUGGAUGUGGCAGCAGAGUUGGAGGUGGCUAUGGCUUUGGAGGAGGAGCCGGGAGCGGAUUUGGUUUUGGCGGUGGAGCUGGUGGUGGCUUUGGGCUUGGUGGUGGAGCUGGCUUUGGUGGUGGCUAUGGGGGCUUCCCUGUCUGCCCACCUGGAGGCAUCCAAGAGGUCACUGUCAACCAGAAUCUCCUCACUCCUCUGAACCUGCAAAUUGACCCCACCAUCCAGCGAGUGAGGACUGAGGAACGGGAACAGAUCAAGACCCUCAACAACAAGUUUGCUUCCUUCAUCGACAAGGUACGGUUCCUGGAGCAGCAGAACAAGGUCCUAGACACCAAGUGGACCCUGCUCCAGGAGCAGGGCACCAAGACCGUGAGGCAGAACCUGGAACCCUUGUUCGAGCAGUACAUCAACAAUCUCCGCAGGCAAUUGGACAGCAUCCUUGGGGAGAGAAGCCGCCUGGACUCUGAGCUCAGAGGCAUGCAGGACCUGGUCGAGGACUACAAGAAGAAAUAUGAAGAUGAAAUCCACAAGCGCACAGCAGCAGAGAAUGAAUUUGUGACUCUGAAGAAGGAUGUGGAUGCUGCCUACAUGAAUAAGGUUGAACUGCAAGCCAAGGUCGAUAGUCUUACAGAUGAGAUCAAUUUCCUGAAAGUCUUCUAUGAUGCAGAACUGUCUCAGAUGCAAACCCACAUCUCAGACACAUCUGUGGUCCUGUCCAUGGACAACAACCGCAACCUAGACCUGGACAGCAUUAUUGCUGAAGUCAAAGCCCAAUAUGAGGAGAUAGCUCAGAGGAGCCGGGCUGAGGCUGAGUCCUGGUACCAGACCAAGUAUGAAGAGCUGCAGAUCACCGCAGGCAGACAUGGUGACGACCUGCGCACCACCAAGCAGGAGAUUUCUGAGAUCAACCGUGUGAUCCAGAGGCUGAGGUCCGAGAUCGAUCAUGUCAAGAAGCAGUGUGCCAGCCUGCAGGCUGCCAUUGCUGAUGCUGAACAGCGUGGGGAGAUGGCCCUCAAGGAUGCCAAGAACAAGCUGGCGGGGCUGGAGGAUGCCCUGCAGAAGGCCAAGCAAGACAUGGCCCGGCUGCUGAAGGAGUACCAGGAGCUGAUGAAUGUCAAGCUGGCCCUUGACGUGGAGAUUGCCACCUACAGGAAGCUGCUGGAAGGCGAGGAGUGCAGGCUGAAUGGGGAAGGCGUUGGACCAGUAAAUAUCUCUGUGUCUCAGUCAACCAUCUCCAGUGGAUAUGGCAGCUCCAGUGGUGUUGGCAGUGGCUUAGGCCUGGGUGGAGGCAGUGGCUACUCCUACAGCAGUGGCUUCAGUUCCGGGAGUGGCAGAGGCAUUGGAGGUGGCCUCAGCUCUGCUGGGGGCAGCAGUUCCACCAUCAAAUAUACCACCACCUCAUCCUCCAGUAGGAAGAGCUACAAGCACUGAAGUUCUACCACCAGCUUCCGGUUCUCCAAUGCUUCAGGCCCAUCGCCAGCGGCACAGCCUCUACCUCAGGCUGCCUCUCUUCUCCUGG